GCUGCGAAUGAAUGGUAAACUAGUCCGAGUGGGAGCAACUGCGUGAUCUCUACGUUCCGGAUUGGACGCCUCGCAUUAUGGCGAAGGCAGGACGGAGCUUAUGGUUCAAUGUGUACAGGAGAAAAUACCCCCGUUGGACACAUACCCUUCUCAUAGGGUUAUCAGACUGGCAGAAGGGGGAGAGAAGAUACGGACCUCAUGGUGUAGAGAGAAUAUAGAAGAAACUAAGUUGUCCCAAGUACAGAUCAGCAAACCGGAGAAAGAAAAAAGAUGGACAACCUUGGGAACAGUGGUGGAGGAUCAGACGAAGAAAAAGAGGCGAAAACUCAAGUAGAUGAAGACAUCAGUGAGAGUGACAAAAAGCUCAAGGAAGAGCGCAACAUGGCAGAGAAAGGUGACAAAGAGAAAGGUGACAAGAAGAGAGAACUUCGAAGAUCUGGUUCGUUGUGGAAAGGAGGUUGGGCGCUGUCUGAACGCUUGGCCAUCAACGUGUCAGGUAUGCGCUAUGAGACGCAGAUUCGGACCCUGUCCCAGUUUCCCGACUCUCUGCUUGGAGACCCAGAGCGUCGCCUGCAGUACUUCGACCCUCUACGCAAUGAGAUCUUCCUGGACCGUAACCGAGUCUGCUUUGAUGCCAUCCUCUACUUCUAUCAGUCUGGUGGGCGCUUACGGCGGCCUGCCAACGUUCCCCUGGACAUUUUCAUGGAAGAACUGCGUUUUUAUGAGCUGGGAGAGGACAUCAUGACUCGGUUUAAGGAGGACGAAGGUUUCCCUAAAGAGGUUUCUCAGCCGCUGCCGGCUAACGAUAUCCAACGCAAGCUGUGGAUGCUCUUUGAACACCCAGAAUCUUCUGGUGGUGCCCGCAUCAUCGCCAUCAUCAGUGUGAUGGUGAUCGUGGUCUCCAUCCUCAUCUUCUGUUUGGAGACACUGCCUGACUUCAGAUCAGAGAAGGAGCUGAGAGAGCAAGUUGCAUACCAGUAUCAUCCCAGUAAUGGAAACAUAACCAUCCCUGGUUCCUCUCCAUUUCACGAUCCGUUCUUCCUGGUAGAGACCAUGUGCAUAUGCUGGUUCUCCUUUGAACUAGUGAUGCGCUUUAGCUGCUCUCCCAGUAAGAUGUACUUCUUCAAGGAUGUGAUGAACAUCAUUGACUUCUUUGCCAUCAUUCCCUACUUCGUCACGCUCGGCACCGAGCUGGCCAAGUCAAAGGGAGCCACGCCAAGCAUGUCCCUGGCCAUCAUUAGGGUCAUCCGUCUGGUAAGAGUCUUCAGGAUCUUCAAGCUAUCUCGCCACUCCAAAGGCCUUCAAAUCUUGGGCCAGACACUAAAGGCCAGCUUAAGAGAACUGGCACUGCUCAUUUUCUUUCUCUUCAUCGGUGUCAUCAUAUUCUCCAGCGCCGUUUACUUUGCAGAAGUGGACAACGAAAAAACGGCUUUCACCAGCAUCCCAGAAGCCUUCUGGUGGGCUGUGGUCACCAUGACGACAGUGGGAUACGGUGAUAUGUACCCGACGACGGUGGGCGGAAAGCUGGUGGGUUCUAUGUGUGCUAUCGCUGGUGUGCUCACCAUCUCGCUUCCCGUUCCUGUCAUCGUUUCGAACUUCAGCUACUUCUACCACCGCGAGAUGGAGUGCGAGGACAACCAGGAGUACACCCAUGUCAACACCUCCCUUUGGGAGAAGGAAGGAGGAAAGGACGAAGAAGACGACGAUGAGGAAGGGCCAGAUGAACAUAGGGACUAUGCUCCUCUUGAAGGAGACAUGGCAUACAGGGGGAUCUGUGCUCCUCUCAAUGGGACUCUACUAACUGGGCUUUGUUCUGGGGAGCAAAAAGAUGGGGCCAUUUGCCUACGGGAGCCAUUGGUCACCCAAGUAUGAGAAACAAAACGGGAAAACGAGAGAUGCCGUGUGUCGGGUUCAUUGGAGAAGAGCCGACAGCAUGCAACUCAGAAGGUACUUUUGGAAAAUUUAGAUGCAGCAGGCAGAGGAAGAAAUACAGCUAGGAGGUAUAAAGACAUUUUAAAAUAUCACUGACCAGCAAUAACACAUUUAAAGGAAGCACUUAGUAUUUUUUUGAGUCAGCUAUGAUUCAUCGGGGGAUAAAAAGUGUGCUAUUAGGUAUUGUGAUAUUAGGUGACCUGUCGAUGUAAGUGUAUGAUUUGUAUCAUGUUUUCAAAAUGAGUUUACUGUAUGUGUAAAACUUUCUAAUGAAGAUUCUUUUGUAAUGUUCUAGUUUUUUUGUGGAAACUAUUUGUAUCUAUUCAAAGAGUGCCAUUUUAUCGUCUUAAUGCUAGAAUGUGUACGGAAUAAUUAACCGGGCAUAAGCUAAGUUGUGUUGUGCAAUAAGCAUUGCACCUUUGCUGUCAAGACCUUACUGUAGUUCUUGACAUACGACUUAUUCAUAGUAAGAGACUCUGAGCAGUGUCAUUUAAAUGUCAUGCAUUUUAUCACCCAGUUGCCUCCAUAACUGUUCCUGGGAUUUGUGUGUCAGGCGACAGUUUAAAGUCGUAAAUUCAUCUGGAAUUGUU
This is a messenger RNA of Misgurnus anguillicaudatus (oriental weatherfish), 2522 nucleotides long. The record is from RefSeq and is a predicted model, not a curated record. Lineage: Eukaryota; Metazoa; Chordata; Actinopteri; Cypriniformes; Cobitidae.